AUGGGACGAGGCCUGCGCAAACGCCCCAAGUGCACACAGAACAUCCCUUCCUCCCGCGACAUUCCCUCCCCCGACGACGGCGACACCAUGACACUACCACCCGCAGAAGCGAUGCUUGCAGAGACGCCGUCGGCCCUCGACGCAGCGUCCAGCGACGGCUCCCUCAAGCGCUCGAAACCAGACGACGUCUCCGACGGUGGUGGUGAAUGGCAGACUGUCUCGCGACCCACCAAGAAGGCCAAGAAAAUACCCAAGCAAGGCAAAGGCUCCUAUCCGAGCAUCACCUUCUCGCCGAAUGCGCGCCUCAACGCCAAGAUCUCGGUGAACAACCUGCGCGACCUGGUGACGUACAUUUACGCCGACGGGCCCGCGCCGCAGUGGGUGGCUGUCUCGCAUCGACCCGAGUUCCGCAAGAUUGUCACCAUCAUGGUGCCUGGCCUGGAGGAGGCCAUGUUCAAGGCGAGCGUGGAUUUUGACACGUACAACGACAAGACUGAGGACCGGGAGGAGGAGGAGGAGGAGGAGGAGAAGAUCAUGACAUCGCCGGACGAUUACUAUCCCAGGAAGCUCUCCAAGGAGAGACUGCCAGAGGCGCUCCAGCCAUUUGCAGACAUCUUCCCGCAUCUGUGGCCGGUCAAGACCCCUGGCGAUGACAAGAAUGGCAAGAUGCAUUCGCCAAUGGCCGCAUUCCUCACGGCGCCCACACCCAAGGACGGGCCCAAGAAGGCAGGCGGCGUCAAGCCUGCGCGAGAGCCCAAUGGCUGGAAGAAUGAGAGGACACCCAUCACGUCCUUCAUCGCGACGGCCGAGCAGCUCACGGAAAAUGGAUACCUAGUCCAUCCAGCAUUACUACCCGAGGGCGAGGCACGCGACACGUUUGCCGCGCCGGAGGGGUGGGUCAUCACCAAGGUCAAUGAUAUCUCCGAGGGCGAGGUCCCCGACAAGGAGAUUCAGCAAGGCAGCAUCACCGCCGGACGGGAUGUGCUCGCCCUGGACUGCGAGAUGUGCAUGACCGGCGAGAAGGAGUUCUCCCUGACCCGCAUCAGUCUCGUCGACUGGGCCGGUGACGUGGUAAUGGACGAGCUCGUCAAACCCGACAAGCCCAUCAUCGACUACGUGACGCAGUUCUCAGGCAUCACUGAGGAGAUGCUCCGGCCCGUCACGACCACCAUCAGAGACAUCCAGCAGAAGCUACUCGAGAUCCUGCACCCGAGAACCAUCCUCAUCGGCCACUCGCUCGAAUCCGACACAAAGGCCAUGCAGCUCGCCCACCCCUUCAUCGUCGACACAUCCAUUCUCUACCCCCACCCUCGCGGGCCUCCACUCAAGUCCUCUCUCAAGUGGCUCGCGCAAAAGUACCUCUCGCGCGAGAUCCAAAAAGGCGGCGCGGCAGGCCACAACUCCAUCGAGGACGCCAAGACCUGCCUCGACCUCACCAAGCAGAAAUGCGAAAAGGGGCCGCAAUGGGGCACCAGCGACGCCCAGGGCGAGAACCUCUUCCGCCGCCUCGCGCGCGCCGGGACGACCUACAAAGCCCAGGGCGGCCAGGAAGCCGUCGGCGGUCUCGAGGUGGGCAAGACCAGCGCGGCCGUCGACUGGGGCGACCCGAAGCGCGGCGCGGGCAACGGCGCGACAUACCAGCUCGGAUGCAAGGACGACGAGGAGGUCACGCAGGGCGUCAUCCGCGCUGUUCACGGUGACGCGGACGGUAAGGAGAUUCGCGGCGGGGGCGUGGACUUUGUCUGGGCGCGCAUGCGGUCCCUCGAGGCGCAGCAGGGCUGGUGGAAUCGCAACCGUGUCGGCGCCGCCUCUACCACGGGAGGACCGCCCGUCAGCGCGGAGACGGACGCAGCGACACUGGAGCAAAGUCUACGCGACGUGUCUGAUCGCUUGGCCCGCAUACACGCGGCUCUGCCGCCGUGCACGGCCUUCAUCGUGUUCAGCGGCUCAGGGGAUCCGAGAGAGAUGGCCAGGCUGCAGCAGAUGCAGGCACAGUGGAAGAAGGAGUAUAAUACCCCCGGCAAAAAGUGGGAUGAGCUGAGUGUGAAGUGGACAGAUGUCGAGGAGCAGGCGCUCAAAAAGGCGGCGAGAAAGGCCAGGUCAGGGAUAGGCUUCAUCUCCGUCAAAUGA
Messenger RNA from Emericellopsis cladophorae, 2130 nucleotides. Its product is annotated as putative exonuclease-like protein. Gene Ontology annotation, cellular component: nucleus. Gene Ontology annotation, molecular function: exonuclease activity; nucleic acid binding. The transcript has a single exon. The record is from RefSeq and is a predicted model, not a curated record. Bases 1 to 2130 code for a protein of 709 amino acids. NCBI's taxonomy places the organism in Eukaryota, Fungi, Ascomycota, Sordariomycetes, Hypocreales, Bionectriaceae.